GGCCGGCAGUGACGUCGCAGACGCCGCCAUAUUGAAAUGUUUCUCCUCUUCUCUUCUUCACAGAGCUCAACAGCAGCCAUCAGCUCUCGCUUUCCAACUGGAGACAGGGACAACAACACAGACAUGGAGAUAGACACUCUUCUGGAAGCUCUUAAAGAUUUCGACAAGAAGGUAAAGAAAGAGUCGACGGCGGUGUUGGAUCAGUUUUUGUGCCAUAUCGCGAAAACCGGGGAAACCUUGGUUUCCUGGUGUCAGUUUAAAAGCUACUUCAUAUUCAAACUGGAGAAAGUAAUGGAGGAUUUCCAAGCAUCGGCCCCAGAGCAGCGAGGGCCUGCUAACCCCAACGUAGAGUCGGUUCCUUUUGAAGAAAUGAAGGAGAGAAUUCUUAAGAUAGUCAAUGGAUACAAUGGGAUCCCAUUCACUAUCCAGCGCUUGUGCGAGCUGCUCACUGAACCUAAGAGGAACUACACAGGGACAGAGAAAUUUCUCAGAGGGGUAGAGAAGAAUGUGAUGGUGGUCAGUUGCAUUUAUCCAACAUCCGAGAAGAAUGGGUGCAGCGGUGUCAACAGAAUGAAUGGAGUCAUGUUGCCAGGGAACAUAUCUGCCUUUACAGAAAGGAAAGUAAAUGGUCCAGGAACGCCCAGACCAUUAAACAGACAGAAACACUCCAUGUCCAGUUCACUGGCCACAAAUGGCCUUCCGGACAGUACGGAAAACAAAGAAACAAACACAGCACAAGGACACAGCAAUUCGGCCAGUGAUGCAUCAGUAUCGGGCGUUGAUUGGCCUCUCGGCAGCUCUGUAAAGAACAAACACUUAGAUGAUGAGGAAGAUGAGGGAAUGGAGGCAGAGGAACAUGAAGUAAAGAGGCUGAAAUUCAGCCAGGAUGGCAAUGAUGAAGAAGAGGACGAAGAUGAAGUAGACCAGCAGGUUGUCGAGAGACCGAGAUCUACAUCAGCUAAUAGCUCCUCAGAUAAGUCCGAGGAUGCCGAAUCCCCGUCAUCCAUGUUUCAGGAGGGCAGUGAGGAAGAGGAAAGUAAACCUCAAGGAUCAGCUGGAGGCUCUGAGGACCAAGAGCCUUCCAGCACACAGCCUGAGUGUCCUGUGGCAGAUUCCAGAGAGGCUUUUACUGAAAGAGAGGUUCCUUGUGGCUCUGAUGACUCCUUAGAAGAUCCCAGCGAUAUGGACCAAUCAGAGCAGAGAGCCCCAGCGGGCGUGGCCUCAAGCCCUGAGGUGAGAGAAGGGGAGGAGCCAAGCGAGCAGGUCAGCAGCAGUAGCACUGAUGAAAAUGCCUCUGGACCCACAUCCAGCAGCAGUAGCGUAGAGUCACCCACAGAGGGCGACUCUGGGUCAGGGGCCCUGGACUCCGAGAGUGCAGAGGAGGAGCCAAUGGAGCAGGACUAGAAGCCUGCAGACUCAACAAUAACAGUGCUUUUGUGGAGUUUAAGACGACACACACUUAAGUGGCCUUCCACAAAGGCCAUCAGAAUCAACAUCCAACCUACCGCCAUGCGCCUUUUGGUCGAGAGUCCCCCUAACUUCUCCAACCUUCCCAAACGGACACUUUAUGCAGAUGUACAUAGGAUUUUAUUGCUAAAGUGAAGGUUUUAAACGGUCUUUUUUACAGUUGUUUUUUCCCGCUUAAUUGCAUUUGUGUCAUCGGUUUCUGCCUGUCUGUUUCGUCACAGAGCUUAAAGUGGUUUGACUGAAGUUUUUUUGAUAUCUAGUUAUCACACUGUCAAGUGACAUCAUUUAAAGCUAGUUAAAGAAAUAUUCUUGAUUAAAUACAAGUUAAACACUACACAGCUGUAGCAUACCUUUGGUUACUACAGGAAAUGAUUCCAACUCCGAAAAAGCAAAAGUGUAAGUUGCUUGCUCUUAGACUUUUAAAAUAAAUGUAUUUCAAAGCAAAUAUAUGUUGUCAUAAUUUACAUCAUGUCUGUUGUUGUUAAAGCUUAACUUGUAUUUAACCAUGAAUGUUUCUUUUCAUAUUUUAAGUCUUGGUUCAUGAGAGUUUAAUCUGUAUCCUGUCUUGUUCUAAGCUUUAGGUCGACUAGGACAUGUCUCCUCUGCAUUGGUGUAUUAAUAUUUUAGUCACCUAGUGUUGAGCAUCGGGGCAGUGGAGUUUAUCGUCUUGCUCUCUCUGAAGACCCAUAACUGGCUGCUGUUCAGGUUACGUCUCAAGCAAACACAAGUCAUAGCUAUAUUUGUUCUUUUAAAUGAUUCAAGCCUAGCGUAACAUCGUUUCAUUCUGGUCGUUUGUGUGUAACUGACGGGAUGUUAAAUCUCUUUUCUCAAUUCUGUAUUCUUGCGCGGUCUGCGCUGCAUUGAAAGUGAGUGGUUUAUGUCAGGUACAUUUACCUCUUAUUCUAACUGAUUUCAUGAUUCAUGUUAAUUUAUACCAGCAUUUCAGUCUCCUGUUUUAUAAGAAGUUGUUUUGGUUUUUGUUGUUUUGGCAGGUGGUUGUUGACUGCUCUGACUAGCUCGAUUACAGUGUCAUUUGUGGCGGUCCAACCCCAAGUUGCCUCAGCUGGCUGCCAUUUUGCAGCUGUGUGUUUUUGAUAUUUAGAAAUUAAAAUUUCUGUAAAGUAGUGUUUUGUAGAGCAUCGUGUUUACUAUCUUUUGUGCAUCCAUAUAUAAUUAUUAUUAUAACUUUUCUUUGGUGUAUUACUGAAUGCUUGUGUUUUCAAUGCAGUAUUCAGAUGAAGCAAUAAAUGUUAUAGUUUAAAA
Molecule: messenger RNA, 2730 nt
Organism: Carassius auratus (goldfish)
Lineage: Eukaryota; Metazoa; Chordata; Actinopteri; Cypriniformes; Cyprinidae
Product: serine/threonine-protein phosphatase 4 regulatory subunit 2-B
Exons: 9
Coding region: 37-1404 (455 amino acids)
Cellular component (GO): protein phosphatase 4 complex; nucleus; cytoplasm
Molecular function (GO): protein phosphatase regulator activity
Source: RefSeq, a predicted model, not a curated record